UUCCCCAGGCCCGAGGCCCCUCAGGUCCCCUAACAGCAAAGUCAUAGCAGUGCCACAGAAAAUCUGGUAGUAUGCCAGGGUUUUUCUCUUGUUUAUUCAUAUAUAAAAGAUGCUCAGCUUAUAGAGAAAAGAGGGUUGCCCUCUCUCACACUAAGGAACUGGUACAAUUAGGACUCGAACUCAAACUUGAAGUCCAAAGGGAAGGUAAAGAAACUAAGAUUACGUCAUUUACUUCCUUGUCCAGCACCUCGCUGAGUACUGUAAGAUCUCAUCUAGGCCUCCCUGAUGGUCAUGACCACAGGGGAAAUGGCUUCUUUUUUUUUGUAUGAGGAAGUCGGCUCAGAGAUGUUAACUCGGGAAAGUUGAAUAGCUGGUUGAAGGAGGGCAGGAGUUACGCCAAACGCUCUUGGCUUGUACGUCAGAGUAUUAGGCUUAAUCAACUUCAUCUGCUGUGCGGGCGGCCGCUUGCUGAGCAUCUCAGUAUACAGAGGGCACAGGUAGGUUAGCCCGUUAGGAAGUACAUUGUCUUGGGGGCCAGGCCCUAACCAUGGUUUGGAUACAUCCUACAGAGGUAUCCAAAAAUCAGGAUUCUUUGAAAAACAGAACGUGUAUGUAUGAGUGUAUGUGUGUAUAUAUACAUAUAUUUCAAAAUAUUUAGUAUAUGUAUGUAUAUGCAUGAUGUGUUUCAUGCUUGUAUGUGUGUAUGCAUGAUAUAUGGGGGAGGGGGUAUGUGUGCCAUGGUUGAGGAUGUGCAGACCAUAGAGCACCUCUGUGGAGUUGGUCCUCUCCUACCCUUAAGUAGGAUCCAGGAAUCAAACUCGGGUCUCUAGGAUUGCAUGGCAUGCCCCAGUACCCACCAAGCCAUCACAAUAACCCUUCUUGUCUUUGUGAGUUUGUCUCAUGCAGUCAAGCUAGCCUCAGACUUCCUACACAGCCAAGGCUGAUCUUGAACCCCUCAUUCUCCGAUGCCUACUUCUCAAGUGUAAUCUGAGGAUUACAGGGGUCAUCAAGCCUGGCUAUCUGGUUUCUCGAGACUGUAGCCCAGGAUGGCCCUGAACUCUGUUCAAGCCAGACUGUUCUGGGGCUUAUGUUUCUCCCACUCUGAACCUUUGUUUCUUUUCUACUCCCACUUCCCCUCCCUUCCCUCCCUCCCCUCCUUUCUGUUUUAGAAGCUGGACAGAUUUAUUAAAAGUUUAAAGGAACAGCCCCAAGGCAGGUGGGCUGUCAAGUUUAGGGAAAGAAUCAUGCUGUUUAAAAUAUUCCAGAGGUCAGACACACGGUGGACAGUCAACCACUGUCAGGGAGUAAAGUUUUAGAGAAAGGAGUAAGGAAGCCGAAAAUGUUGGGGGCAAGCUAAGGAAGAUAUGCUUAGAAUAGAGAAGAGAAGAGAGAAGCGAGAGGGACAGUUUGGAGAGGGAGCAGCCCCGCAGCCCUGCAUUGACUGACAGCUAAGGCUCUGCAGCAGGCUGGAGCAGCUGUGUGCUUCCUUGCAAGCUCUUGGCAAACACAGUGCAGCGAUGCUUUUUCUCUCUGGGCACUUGUGUCACCAGGCUGGAAAUUUGUUUUGGUGUGGUAUGUAUAGCAUUUACAUUCUGUAAAAGCUUUUUAGAUUGACAUGUAUGAGUGUUGUUGCCUGUAUGCAUGUGUAUCCAGUGCCCACAGAGUUCAGAAGAAGGUAUUGGAUUCCCUGAGAUUGGAGUUAAAAAUGGUUGUGACGACCAUGGGACCGUGGGUGUUGGGAACCAAGUGCAGGUCUUCCACAGAAACAGCAAAUACUUGUAACCUCUCAGCCAUUUCCCAUCCCUUUAAAAUGUGUGUGGGGUAAGCAUUAUUUUGAGGCAGUUUUGUCUGACCUGUGACCCAUGAACGCAUACACCCAGACAUUUUUACUGUCUGCAAGGCCAGCAAGCUUUAGGAAGAACCGUUCUCCAUCCCCUGAGCUAGAGAGACUCUAGUUCCAGGGUGGCACUGUCUACUGAACUCUUGGGUUGCUAGUCAAUACAGUGGUUCCCCUGGCCACCCGUGGCUCUCCAGUACCAAUCUGUACAUGUCUAGUUUGACAAAAAAAUUUUAAUUGUCAUGAAUUUGAGAUCAGAUAGUAUUUGUAGUUAACUGUUCUCUAGGGCAGAACAGGUUUAAAAUGCUGUUCUCUGACUUGAAUAGAGUGACUCUCAGUCAGCGGGUAGCGCAGGGUGGGAUGAAUAUUGAUGGAUGAGUGAUUCAACUGUCAGCAAGUUUCAAUAGUUAUUGGAGACUCUUGUUGGUUAAUUGGUUGGAUUUUUUUUUUUUUUUGAGACAUGGCCUCAAACUUGGUGUGUAGCCAAAGAUGACCUUGAACUGGUUCUCCUGCCUCUACUUCCGAAGUGCUGGUAUACAGACCUAUGCAGAGAUGGACCCCACCACAGCAGCCUUGGAAAAGGAACAUGAGGCGAUCACCAAAGUGAAGUAUGUAGACAAGAUCCACAUUGGGAACUACGAAAUCGAUGCCUGGUAUUUCUCACCUUUCCCGGAGGACUAUGGGAAGCAGCCCAAGCUUUGGCUGUGCGAGUACUGCCUCAAAUACAUGAAGUUUGAAAAGAGCUACCGCUUCCACCUGGGUCAGUGUCAGUGGCGGCAGCCCCCCGGGAAGGAGAUCUAUCGGAAGAGCAACAUCUCUGUGUAUGAGGUGGACGGCAAAGACCAUAAGAUAUAUUGCCAGAACCUGUGUCUGCUGGCCAAGCUUUUCCUGGACCACAAGACCUUGUAUUUUGAUGUGGAGCCCUUUGUCUUUUACAUUUUGACAGAAGUAGAUAGGCAAGGGGCUCACAUCGUUGGCUACUUCUCUAAGGAGAAGGAGUCCCCAGAUGGAAACAACGUGGCCUGCAUCUUGACCCUGCCUCCCUACCAGCGGCGUGGCUAUGGGAAGUUUCUCAUCGCCUUCAGUUAUGAGCUCUCUAAGCUCGAGAGUACAGUAGGCUCCCCAGAGAAGCCACUGAGUGACCUGGGCAAACUCAGCUACAGAAGCUACUGGUCGUGGGUCCUGCUGGAGAUCCUGCGAGACUUCCGGGGCACGUUGUCUAUCAAAGAUCUUAGCCAGAUGACCAGCAUCACCCAGAACGACAUCAUCAGCACCCUACAGUCCCUCAACAUGGUCAAGUACUGGAAGGGCCAGCAUGUGAUCUGCGUCACACCUAAGCUGGUAGAGGAACACCUCAAAAGUGCCCAGUAUAAGAAACCACCGAUCACAGUGGACGCUGUCUGCCUCAAGUGGGCACCCCCAAAGCACAAACAAGUCAAGAUUUCCAAGAAGUGAGUGGCCUGUGCCCUGCUUUGCAUCUGCAUUUCCCGGCCUCUGACCUGUAAAUAUGUGUACAGACCUGUUUUGUGUCAUUUAUUAAUAAAGUAAGUUCUGCUGGUGCACUGGA
This is a messenger RNA of Apodemus sylvaticus (European woodmouse), 3404 nucleotides long. It is a transcript of the gene Kat8, whose product is annotated as lysine acetyltransferase 8. The record is from RefSeq and is a predicted model, not a curated record. Gene Ontology annotation, biological process: regulation of DNA-templated transcription. Bases 2327 to 3292 code for a protein of 321 amino acids. Gene Ontology annotation, molecular function: histone acetyltransferase activity. The transcript has 9 exons. NCBI's taxonomy places the organism in Eukaryota, Metazoa, Chordata, Mammalia, Rodentia, Muridae.